Molecule: messenger RNA, 680 nt
Organism: Lagopus muta (rock ptarmigan)
Lineage: Eukaryota; Metazoa; Chordata; Aves; Galliformes; Phasianidae
Gene: APOC3
Product: apolipoprotein C3
Exons: 4
Coding region: 16-567 (183 amino acids)
Biological process (GO): lipoprotein metabolic process; lipid transport
Cellular component (GO): extracellular region
Molecular function (GO): lipid binding
Source: RefSeq, a predicted model, not a curated record
CUGCUGGCCCCACGCAUGUCCCCACGGCCACCCUCACCCCACACACGUGUGCGCACACAUGGACAGCCCCCAGCCUUGGCCCCUGGGGAUUUCUCAACCCCUGCUGGGGGAGAAGAGGAGCCCAUCCAGAGCAAAUCUGGAAGUGGGGAAAGGGCUCCGAGGCUGGGCCCCCUCCCUGCAGCCGCACCACCACUGACCUUUGCACAAGCAGCCGUUGGAGAGGAUAUAAAGUGGGAACUCGGGGCAGCCCCCACUGAGCAAAGCCAAAGCACAGCGUGGCCAGCCAUGAAGGUCUCCAUCCUGUUCCUGCUCAUCUGCACGGCCAUCCUGGUGGUGGGAGCACGAGCUGAUGCUCCCGAUAAGACAGACGUGGUGGUGAAGAAGGUGCAGGAGUACGUCAAGCAAGCCACAGAGGCAGUCAAGACGGCCUUCACCACAGUGCAGGAGUCAGAGGCAGCUCAGCAAGCCAGGAGGUGGCUGUCAGACAAUGCCAACCUGGUGAAGCAGCAGCUGGCACGGCUGAAAGAGCAGCUGGCCGAACUCUGGAAGCUGACGCCGACCUCGUAGCCCGGCUGUGGGCUGGUGGGGGUUGACUGGGUGCAGGUCCUGCCCCCCAUCCCACACGCAGCACCAUUUCCCUUUUGUUGUGGUUCUUGAAAUAAAGUGGAGCUGGAGUGAGA